GCGCCGCGGGCCUGCGGGGCGGUUGGGGACCGGAUGGAGCCGGAGCUGUUAUUUCGGAAGGUGUCGGCGCUGCAGGCCUGUGUCCGGGGCUUCUUGGUCCGACGUCAGUUCCAGAGCCUUCGAGCUGAGUAUGAGGCGAUUGUGCGAGAGAUUGAAGGCGACCUGGGCACGAUUCAGUGGACUGAGGGAUGGAUUCCCAGGCCCCGAUUUCUCCCAGAGAAGGCAAAAUCCCAUCAGACCUGGAAAGCAGGAGAGAGGGUAGCAAAUCCAGAGCAAGAACCUGGGAGCCGCAUCCCAUGUAAAGAAGCUGAGAGAGAGGCCAUCUGGGAGGAGAUGGUGCUGAAGAAGUCGGGAGAGCGCUCAGCAAACCCAGGAAGUGAUCUCUGCAGAGAUGACAACCCCUGGCUUCAGGCUGAACAGAGCAGGAAAGCCAGCCAGGAGGAACCCCAAGACACAACAAGGACAGAGAACCCAGAAACCACAGGUCCAGGACCGCUCCACUGCCAGCCUGAGCUUCAGGAGCUCCAAUACCACCGCAGCCACUUGGCCAUGGAACUCCUGUGGCUGCAACAGGCCAUCAAUAGCCGUAAGGAGUACCUAAUUCUCAAACAAACACUGAGUUCCCCAGAGGCAGGCCAGACCAGAGACGAGCCUAGCUUGUGCCCAGACCAUGGAGGACAGGCCUGUGCCAGGGACCGGUCACAAGCAAGCCCACCACUGAAGGACCAGUCCUAUAGAGACAGGAGCUCUGGAGAGCUAGACCAUGCAAAUGACUCCUGCCAGAGGGUCAGAUCACCCCAGAAAUCUUCAGAAAGUCUGGCUACUACACAAAAAACUGCUGGAGCUAAGUGUAGGGAACCAUGCACCAAGAGAGCUGGACCACUGUUGCCCGUACUAUCAAACAGCCAGGCUCUAGGGGACAGGCUCACCAAAGGGCCAGAUGAUGGAGGACAGACCUCUGGAUGGACCUACCUGCAGCAGACAAAACUCCUGGAGGACCAGACCCCUGGAUGCGUCAAGUCUAGGGACCACUGUUCCAGGAAGGCCAGGACACAACUGCCUACACUCUCUGAUGACCCAGAUAUUGAGGAGGAGUCUCCCAGAGACCUAGACCACAAAGAGCCUGACUACCAAAGAGCCAGGCCACAAGAGUUGGGCAUCUCAGAAGACCACAUCAGUUGGGAUGGGACCUUGGCAGAGCCAGAGCAUAGAGGCCUGGAUCUCUGGAGGACUAAAUCACCCAAAGGCCAGAACCCCCACGACAGACGCUCCAGAGGUGGAACCUCUAAUGAGCCUAAUCACAAAGGAUGGAAAAACCAGAGGACCACCAUGGAGAUCAAGGCCACCUGAGAAUCUGUCUUCCACAGGGUCAAACCAUACAGGAGAGAACCAGUAGAGGGGCAUGUCAUGGCAAACAGGACCACCUGGCGAGACGCUGGGGAGCCAGGAAAGGACCAGGUUCCAAAGGGGUUUGCUGUGGAAGGGCCAUGAAGACAGGACCUCAUCCUCUCUCCCUGGUACCAGCUCUGCCUCCUGCUCCUGCCCUGGCCUUUGGUGGCUAGUGGUGCCAAGAGAAGCUGGAGCAGAGAGCUGGCAUAAAUGCAGGGAGAAGGACGAAGAACACCGUUUCAUCCUCUGCCUGUGGCUCAAUCCAAAUUUCUGGAUAAGGAAUUAUCAGGUUUUGCCUGAUAAGGUUUUAUCAGGAAACAUUUGCUGGAAAAAAAAUAGGAGUUAUCUGGGGAAAAUGGACUGGGA
This is a messenger RNA of Propithecus coquereli (Coquerel's sifaka), 1755 nucleotides long. RefSeq names its product IQ motif containing C (gene IQCC). Gene Ontology annotation, molecular function: protein binding. The record is from RefSeq and is a predicted model, not a curated record. The transcript is spliced from 5 exons. NCBI's taxonomy places the organism in Eukaryota, Metazoa, Chordata, Mammalia, Primates, Indriidae. The coding region runs from base 34 to 1350 and encodes 438 amino acids.